GAGAUAACUACCGGUAGUUGACAGCAGCUCCUAAAAACACUAUCAGAACUUGAAUUGGAAAACGACAUACAGUAUUUGUCACCCCAAGCUCUCUGGAUUAGCGUUACCAAGAGGAGACAAAAGGAGCUUCCCCAAAGAACGUGAGGACUGUGAACACAUUUAGGUAUCCCUUGGGCAACAGGAGCAGCUUGUCAGCAGAUCCUUCCACUCAGGAAGCACCACUGGAUUGCUUCCGACACGAAUGAAGCAGCAGCAUUAACAGAGAAAAUGCCCUUCUUCCUGAAAACACUUCUACCUGAAAAAGACUUCGAAGAAAACUUUAAUAAUACAUUUCAACCCCACAAAACAUUAGUGUUGUUUAGUCUUAAAAAAGAUAAAAGUUCUCUUUGGAAAACAUGGGGCUAUGCAUAUAAUAACCCUAACAACGAACAUGCUGAACAUUUGAUUUUGGAUAAUGUUGAAAUAUAUAUCCAAGAAAACCAAAUCAAAGGGAGACAUACACUGACAUUGUUCAUGUCAUAUACUCCUUGCCGUAAGUGCAGUGCUAGGAUAAAGUAUUUCUUGGCAUCAAGAAAUGACCUAUGCAUGGAUAUAAAAGCUUCAAGACCAUAUUUCUUUGAAUAUAAAAGUGAACAAAAGGGUCUCUACCUUUUGAAGAGCUUGGGUGUUUCCAUCAAAAUGAUGGACCAGUUUGACUACGAACAAUGCCUUCAUGAAUUUGUGGACCCAUCAAAAAAGUUAACCCCAUGGUUGGGUUUAGAAGAACAGAGCAAAAAAAAUGCAGAUGAUCUGGAAAACAUUUGGAAACAGUUUUUGUCCCAGGAAGAAGAAAAGGAGACAGAAGGAAAUGCCAAGAUAAUUAAAAUAUCAAACCACAACAAUAUGAUUGGUCCACAGAACAUAUCAGUCUGCACUGAACAACAGCUUGGUGCCCAAGACGUUUCCAGACCACAUAUUAUUCUGGAUGGCCAAGAUCACUAUGAUCAAUCACCAACUAAGGAUGGCACAUGGCUCUCAACACCAGAGACUCCUCAGAAACGAAAGAGUACUGACAGAGCAACAGAACCUGUCCCAGGAGCGAAAAGGAAACUUGAUUUCUUAGAGAAGUAAACAAGAACUUUGUCACAACUCUGUGAAAAUGCCCAUUUCAUAAUAUUACAGGCUUGAAUCUCAGCUCAUGAAAUUAGAUAGUAGAAGAUUAUGAUGAUGAUGAAUGUUAGUACUGUAUCCUUGAUAGCUCACUCUGUAACACCAAAUAAUAAUUCUUGCUGCACUGCCCUAGGUAGAAUUAUCACAGGGUUGCCACAAGUUUUGCCAAAUGUUUUCCAGAAAGGAACUGUACGUUUCUGGAUGCAGGAGAGACAUGUAGGUUUCCUGGCACUAAGAUACUGGAACAGGAAAGCUUUCUCCUGCUGAAUUUCUGUAACCUCUCUGAUUCAAGCCUCCUAGUUAAAACAUGUAUUUGUAAAUCUACUCUUCCCUUUCAAGGAAUACUGAUUGGUUUCUGUCCAAUGCAUGCAGUUGCUUAAUUUCCUUUGUAUACAAGAGACAGCUGAUUAUGAGUCAAAUGUAUAGCUCAUCUAGUGAAGAUAACCAUAAUUUUAGCAGGCUUGGAAGCCCAAGAACUCUGGUCAGAAUUUGGCUGAAAUCUGUCUUUCAUACCGUGUUUCCCCAAAAAUAAGACGGGGUCUUAUAUUAAUUUUUGCUCCAUGUGAUCAGGUUCAGUUUCAAAU
Molecule: messenger RNA, 1733 nt
Organism: Pogona vitticeps (central bearded dragon)
Lineage: Eukaryota; Metazoa; Chordata; Lepidosauria; Squamata; Agamidae
Source: RefSeq, a predicted model, not a curated record